This is a messenger RNA of Eublepharis macularius, 3356 nucleotides long. It is a transcript of the gene MTMR8, whose product is annotated as myotubularin related protein 8. The coding region runs from base 73 to 1938 and encodes 621 amino acids. The record is from RefSeq and is a predicted model, not a curated record. Gene Ontology annotation, cellular component: nuclear envelope. Lineage: Eukaryota; Metazoa; Chordata; Lepidosauria; Squamata; Eublepharidae. The transcript is spliced from 14 exons. Gene Ontology annotation, molecular function: phosphatidylinositol-3,5-bisphosphate phosphatase activity. Gene Ontology annotation, biological process: dephosphorylation; negative regulation of autophagy.
GGCGCGGAUGGCGGAGGCCGGCCUUGGUGCGAGAGAGCGGCGCUCGGCGUAGGGCGGCUCCGGGGGAGAGCCAUGGAGCACAUCACGACGCCCAAGGUGGAAAAUGUCAAGUUACUAGAUCGUUAUACACACAGGAAGCCAGCAAAUGGGACGCUGUACCUGACUGCAACACAUCUGAUAUAUGUGGAUGCUUCGGCUGAAGUUCGAAAGGAGACAUGGAUUCUUCAUCACCAUAUUGCAGCUGUGGAGAAACUGCCUCUGACUCCGUCUGGAUGUCCCCUGCUAAUUCGCUGCAAGAACUUCCGUGUGGCGCACUUUGUUAUUGGGCGCGAGCGGGAUUGUCACGAAGUCUACACCUCCUUGCUAAAACUUUCGCAACCAGUGAAACCAGAAGAACUUUAUGCAUUCUCUUACAAUCCUAAAAUGCCCAAAGAUAACCGGGAAGUGGGCUGGAAGCUGAUAGAUGUCACCGUGGACUACCAGCGAAUGGGGAUUCCCAAUGACUUCUGGGAAAUAACUGAUGCUAACAAAGACUAUGAGAUCUGCAGCACAUACCCUCGGGAAUUGGUGGUGCCUAAAGCAGCUACAAGGACAAUGGUGCUGAGCAGCUCAAAGUUCAGAAGCCGAGGUCGGAUACCAGUGCUUUCCUACUUCUACAAAGAGAAUAAUGCUGCCAUAUGCCGGUGCAGCCAGCCCUUGUCUGGGUUUAGUGCUCGUUGCCUAGAGGAUGAACAGCUGUUGCAAGCCAUUCGGGAAGCCAACCCAGGGAGUCCAUUCAUGUAUGUUGUAGACACAAGGCCAAAGUUGAAUGCCAUGGCCAAUCGAGCAGCCGGGAAAGGUUAUGAGAAUGUUGAUCAUUAUGACAACAUCCGGUUUAAAUUCAUUGGCAUUGAAAACAUCCAUGUGAUGAGGAGUAGUCUGCAGAAACUCUUGGAAGUAUGUGAAACAAAAUCUCCUUCCAUGAGUGACUUCCUUACUGGCCUGGAGAACUCUGGCUGGUUGCGACACAUUAAAGCGAUAAUGGAUGCUGGCGUCUUCCUUGCCAAGGCUGUGAAAGAUGAGCGUGCCAGUGUCUUGGUCCACUGCUCAGAUGGCUGGGAUCGUACUGCGCAGGUCUGCUCACUGGCUAGUCUAAUCCUAGAUCCAUUUUAUCGGACAUUAAAAGGAUUCAUGGUCUUAGUAGAAAAGGAAUGGAUUGCCAUGGGUUACAAAUUCUCACACAGGUGUGGCUAUCUGGAAGGUGACCUGAGGGAGGUGUCCCCCGUCUUCACCCAGUUUAUUGACUGCACCUGGCAGCUCAUGCAGCAGUUCCCCUGCGCGUUUGAGUUUAAUGAGCGCCUUCUCCUGGAGGUCCAUGAUCACAUUUAUUCCUGCCAGUUUGGUAAUUUUCUGGGGACCUGUCAAAAGGACCGGGAAGAUCUGAGAAUCUUCGAGAAGACCCAUUCCCUGUGGCCUUUCCUACAGCACAAGAAGCAAGAGUUCAGAAAUCCAUUGUAUAAGGGAUUCUCAGUUCACGGGGAACUCCGACCCAGCACUCUGCCUUUCAGUUUCCAGUUCUGGUGUGGCAUGUAUAACCGGUUCGAUAAAGGAAUGCACCCAAAGCAGUGUGUGUUGGAUCAUCUUCUUGGUUGCAUCAGCCAGAAAUUGGAGUUGGAAGACAUUGCAGAUGAGCUAGAAAAUAAACUGCCCCCCUUAGAUGGACCCCUGCCAGAUGAGCUUUCAAUCUUAGCCAAAACGGUAACUGUUUCAACUGGCUGUUUGAAAUCACCAAUGCUCAAUACUCCCCAGGACUAUGAAAAUGAGCCUUCAGUCCUGUUGGCCAAUGGCACCAUAGCUGUGGAAGGCAACAAACCCAACCAGCUAAACAGUAAAGAGGGUCUUCUUAAUCCUCUUGACAUUCCUGAUGGAAAUAGCAGCAGCACCAACGGAAGUGUCUAGUCUGAUGGCGAUGCAGGAGAUCUCCAAUCCUGUUGAACUGACCUGCACAUAUGGAGAGUGGCAGUAAAGCAGGUGGGACCUAUGGCCCAGUGCUGGGGUAGCCGCCUCACCCACAUGGCAAAGUGUUAUGUUUUUCUGUAUUUUGAAGGUGUGGGAAAGGGGGCUGCUGUUUGGGGGCUUGCAGGAACAGCCAAGAGGUAGCACUUGGAGCUGGAUUUUUGCUGCCCCAAAUCUGACACUGGAUGUGCCUGCUGAAAGUGCAUCAGGGGCUCUCCUUCGUCGUGUCUGACCUUUUUCCAGCAAAAGUGCAGGUGCCCCUGCUGUGACCAAUGAAAUUGCUUCCAUUACUGGUUUCUAAGGAAGGCUGCUCUUUGAAUCCAGGGAGAGUUAAAAAGCCACACAGUAUUUAAUAUGUGGAAUUAAAAGCAAUGUGAACUGGUAGUGAAGGGCUGGAAAUGUCAGUUCGCUUCAGAAGCUUUUGUUGGCUGGCUUUUAACACCCUGCAUAGGAAUUCCACUGGUGUAUUUUUGUUGUUCCUGUUCCUGUUUUGUAAGAAGGUAUGACUUUUUUAUUUCUUUUUGUAAAGCAGAGAUUGUCAUGCUCAACCAUUAGAAAUGUGAUUAUAUUUUUAUCAUUGUGAUAUGUACUUGGCUGUAACGUAUGAACACGUUGUCUUUUGUGAUAUAUACAUAUAUAUUUAAAACCUGUGUUUUGAACCUUGUAACUUGCUGUUUCACUUUCUCUAUCAUAAUGUUAAUAGUCUUGAAUGGUCUCCUGGCGUGUAAAUGAAAUGGUAGUGAAGUCUGUGCACCUGGGUCUGAGCUUGUCAGUAGCCCUCCUGUCAUUAAGCUUUCCAUUGGUUGAUGUCCAGUUCAGAAAUUUACUGGGUUGCCAAGCAUCUUCACUUAGUUGAAGAACUCUUGUACAUCAUGCUGAAACUCAGGUGUCACAAUUUUCCCACCACCCCCUCUUUUGAGGGGGAAGAAUCUCAAGUGUCAGGUAUCUUUAUCGUAUCUUUGUAUGUUUGUGUGCAGGUGGGAAUGGUGGCCACCCACCCAAUUCUCCACUGCUAGAAAAUGUGUGCUGGCUUAGUAACCAGCACUUCGACACUUCUUGAAACAAAAGGAGCUCAACUUUCCCGUUGUACAUUCCAUCCUGAAAAGUGCUUAGUGCUUGCCACAAGCACCGUACUACCCAGCUGUGAAGCAUCUCCCUACCCCACCCCCUGGCAAGGUCUUCAUGGAGUUUGCCAUUGACUCUUUCUGUUCUUCCCAGGAGAAAUGAGAUUAUGUAGCAGAGACUCAUUUUGUGUGAUGGUGACAUGAUUGAACAUCUGUUCAGAGCAGUUAGCCACAGUCCCUUAGUGGCCCGUGUUUUCAUAGAGCUUUUUAAAUAAAAAUCUAAAACACUGCAUCACA